GUUCUACUGGCGUGACGUAGAAAAUUGGCCGUGUCUUUCUUGUUUGGAGACUCGAUGCUUCUCUCUCUCUCCCUCUGAUCAGUGGAGGGGGGAGACGAGCUAUCACACAGCGGCGGAUACCGCGUGCGACUCCGUUCUUGUGCAAAACAGAGUCGUCUCUGUUUUCUCCACCUCUCCGCUCCCUGCUGGAUCCCUUCUGGGGGGGGGGGAUAAUAACACGACACCAUUGAGUCAGCCUACGACCGUAGAGUUCUGGCUCCAUUUCGAGGCUGUUCUGAAUGACGGGCGGACGGUUCGACUUCGAUGAUGGAGGAACAUACUGCGGAGGGUGGGAGGACGGUAAAGCCCAUGGACAUGGCAUCUGUACCGGGCCAAAAGGCCAGGGCGAGUACUCCGGCUCCUGGUCGCACGGCUUUGAGAUAGUGGGGGUGUACACCUGGCCCAGCGGGAAUAUGUACCAUGGCUACUGGUCCCAGGGGAAGCGGCAUGGACUGGGAGUAGAAACCAAAGGGAAGUGGAUUUACCGCGGUGAGUGGAGUCACGGCUUCAAGGGUCGCUAUGGACUCCGACAGAGCCACAAUACACCUGCGAGGUACGACGGGACGUGGAGUAACGGGCUACAGGACGGGUAUGGGAUUGAGACCUACGGCGACGGUGGUUCAUAUCAGGGCCAGUGGAUGGGUGGGAUGCGGCAUGGAUAUGGCGUGCGCCAGAGUGUUCCCUACGGCAUGGCCACUUUGAUCCAGUCCCCGCUACGUACCUCCUUGGCAUCCCUGCGCUCCGAGCAGAGUAACGGCUCCGUGCUCCAGGAUCUCUCCGGUGACACGCCCACCGGCGGCCGCGGCGGGUUCGUCCUCAACUUCCACUCGGACGGCGAAGUGGUCACCGGGAAGAAGAAGAAGGGUCUGUUCCGCCACGGGUCACUGUUCGGGAGCCUCCGUCGGCUACACAAGUCCGAAUCGAAGUCGUCCAUCUCCAGCAAGAGGAGUUCGGCACGCAGCGACGCCGCUAUGAGCCGCAUCAGCUCCUCCGACGCGGACGCCAACUCCACCGUCUCCCUGGGCGACGGAGAGCUGCCGGAAGAGGACUUGCUAUUUGAGGAUCACGUGGAUGCCACCACCACCGAGACGUACACGGGGGAGUGGAAGAAUGACAAGCGCAACGGGUUCGGCGUCAGCGAACGUUCCAACGGGAUGAAAUACGAGGGGGAGUGGCUGAACAACAAGCGCCACGGUUACGGGUGCACCACCUUCCCCGAGGGGAACAAGGAAGAAGGGAAGUACAAGAAUAACGUGUUGGUUCGUGGAAUAAGGAAGCAGCUGAUCCCGCUAAAGAACCCCAAAACCAAAGAGAAGGUGGACCGGGCCGUGGAGGGGGCGCGGAGGGCAGGGGCCACCUCCAGGACGAAAGUGGAAAUAGCAGCUUCCAGGACGGCUCAUGCCAGGACGAAGGGAGAGGCAGCAGACCAGGCAGCUCUCUCUGCCAGACAGGAUUGUGACAUCGCUAGGGCCGUCGCUAGGGAGCUGUCUCCAAACUUCCACCAACCAGGUCCUGACUAUAUCAAGCAGGCGUUCAUGGAGGCAGUAGAUCCUGCUGAAGAGAAGAAGGAGGACAACCCCACCAGCACCGCCCAGACCCCCGGGCCCACCCCUCCCCCAUCGCCCCACAGCAAGAAGAGACCGCACAGCAACAGCGUCUCCACCUCCGCCUCCCGCAAGAUCAGCAAGGACGAAUCAUCACACAGUCGCAAUGCCAGCAAGGACGAAUCAUCACACAGUCGCAAGGCCAGCAAGGACGAAUCAUCACACAGUCGCAAUGCCAGCAAGGACGAAUCAUCACACAGUCGCAAGGCCAGCAAAGAGGAGAAGCCGGGCCUUAAGACCAGCAAGGACGAAUCAUCACACAGUCGCAAGGCCAGCAAAGAGGAGAAGCCGGGCCUUAAGAUUAGCAAGGAGGAGCGGUCGAGCAGAAAGUUGAGUAAAGAGGAGAGGGUCUCCAUCGCUGCCGAGCCUUCAAGAGCUGCUGCUCCCUCUUCCCAGAUUAGAUACGAGGAGGCUCCAGCCAAACCCCCCAAGGCCCCGGAGCCUGGCCCCACCAACGUACCACCUCCCCAGGCUGCUGCUCCGCAGACGGUGGUGGGUCCUGUUAAUGGAGUGGGACAACUCCACUCCCAGUACCAUAGCUACUACGUCAAAGCCCCCUCCAGGGGACCCCUGCCCCCGGAACCUGAGCCUGAGGAGGACGAGGAGCCCAGUCAACUGACCCUGGCACGGAUGGCCCCGCCAACCCCCAAGCCGACGCCCACCAGCGAACCGUGCAAACUCAGGAAGCAGGAUUCGCUAAAACCAAAGAGCCUGGCAGAGACCAAGAAGGCCAGUAUGGAGAUGGCUGAGGGGAAGGAGGAAGAGCAUGCUCCUAACUCUAUCCUGGUUGCUAUGGUGAUGCUGUUGAAUAUCGGCCUAGCGAUCAUAUUUGUUCACUUCCUGACAUGAUGGUCCUGUUUCUCAGUGAUGCCAUGGCAACCGGUGCAGUUGCGUUGCCGGCCCGUCAAAAUUCUAAAUGGCGGCAGUCAGACUCGGGGUGAGGCCGCGGGAGCUUGGGAAACAGCUGUGUGACAUAGGAGAGAAACAGAAGGACCCGCAGCCUGUCCUGGGUCGUCCACAGCCCUGCCUGAUCAUAAUACUCUCCUCUGGAGCCUGUGGAAGAACAAACUGAUAUGUCUGAGGGAGAUAGUAAAAACACUACAACAGAAAAUGUAAACACACACACAGACACACACACACAAACACACACACACAAACACACACCACACACACACACACACACA
Oncorhynchus mykiss (rainbow trout) is the source of this 2827-nucleotide messenger RNA. It is a transcript of the gene jph1a, whose product is annotated as junctophilin 1a. NCBI's taxonomy places the organism in Eukaryota, Metazoa, Chordata, Actinopteri, Salmoniformes, Salmonidae. Gene Ontology annotation, cellular component: endoplasmic reticulum membrane; plasma membrane; sarcoplasmic reticulum. The record is from RefSeq and is a predicted model, not a curated record.